Poecilia reticulata (guppy) is the source of this 2304-nucleotide messenger RNA. It is a transcript of the gene hoxc10a, whose product is annotated as homeobox C10a. Gene Ontology annotation, molecular function: RNA polymerase II cis-regulatory region sequence-specific DNA binding; DNA-binding transcription factor activity, RNA polymerase II-specific. NCBI's taxonomy places the organism in Eukaryota, Metazoa, Chordata, Actinopteri, Cyprinodontiformes, Poeciliidae. Gene Ontology annotation, cellular component: nucleus. Gene Ontology annotation, biological process: regulation of transcription by RNA polymerase II. The record is from RefSeq and is a predicted model, not a curated record.
AACACAUAGAAGUAGUUAUCCAAAAUAAAUGUCAUGUUAAUAAAAAAUAAAAAACAUCCCACAACCAGGUAAAUAAGUAUAUGGUUAUGCAUGACUUACUUAUUUUAGUUAAGAAUCUUGCAUACGACUAAAACAAAAAACAGUAACUUUGAACGUCUGAACAAAUUCUGGUACACAUCUGCAAAAACAAUCAUUCACAUUGUAUAUUUGCCAAUUGCUUUGCAUUAGUUAAUGCUUUUUUUUAAAUUACAGCUUUAUAUUUCAGUAAAUGUUAAAUACUAAGCUAGAGCCUUCUAUGCUUUUUUCUUUUCUUUUUGGGAAUAACAAAGAAAACUGAAAGGGAAAAAAAGAACUGAACGAAAAUAUUCUCAAAUCCAUCUCACCUCGACAUCACUGCCGCCAGGGUUUUACUAAAUCACACGACGAAUAAACAAAGCUUCCUUUAACCACCUCAAGACCUGCAAACUUAAAUGUUUACAAACCAAACCUUAAGUGUCUUAAAGAAAUCCUUGCCGCAGCCACAGCAACAGCAGUCUGUUCUUUGUUCUUCCUGUUGAGGGCCUCCCGGUCUAUGCGGCACAACCGCCACUAGGUGGCGCUCACGUUCCACCAAAAGCCACCAGCUUUCCCAACUUGACCGCGCUGACGUCACUCCAGUCUGGAGCAUCAAGGCCACUUCCACGCCGCUAUUGGUCUGAAGCUCACAUGACAUGUCUCCGAGCAUCCAUAAUUGUGUUACAGAUAUUUUUUGCACCCCCCUCCAAAAGAUGUCAGCAUCCUACUGUCCUUGUUCUCCUGCUGGAACCCCGCAGUUCAGAGCGGCGGAAAAAACCAAGUGAUCACCCCUCAAGAGUUGUCACAUGCAAAUAUGACAUGUCCGAAUAACAUAUCGCCCGGUAACUUCCUGAUGGAUUCCUUAAUGGGAGGAUCAUCUUCCUACAGGGCUGAGGGCUAUUCCAGCAACCCGGGAAUGUACAUUCAUUCAGCUGCAGAGUACGGAUACUCAGUGAUGAGGAACAUUGGAAAGGUUGGAUCAUCCCCACUCUCCAAAAGAGACGAAGUUCCUCCAGGCAACGUCUCGCUCGGCGGCUUCCAGGAUGCGCCCUACCUGUCAGCGCAGCUGGCCACAUGGACACCAGGCACCAAAAACAGCAGGGACGAGCAACCUGUUGCCCACCAGUGUUUACAGCCCUGCUCGUUUCCAGCGGGCAGCGUCAAAGAGGAGGCGUUUUGUUGCCUCUAUCAAGAUGACAGCAAUAAGGGGAAACAGACAACAGAGUCGGCCACUUACAUCCGGCUCGGAGACAAUAGCUGCCGGCGGCCUGAGCAGACUGCAGCCUCCUCCAGUGGCGGCUACUUCCAUGUGUACGGCGGGGAGAGGCCACAGCAGGACGAGCAGCAGCAACAGCAGCAGCAGCAGCAGCUGCCCUCCGGCUUUACUCUGACCCACUUGGCGUCAUCUGUUGAAACAACAGCAGAGUCGACAGUGAGCUGCAGCAAAAUCGCGCAGGAGGUAGCCAGAGAGGCUCCUAAAACAGAUGAGGGUGAGAGCAGGAAGGAAGACAAGGCCAAGAGUGACAGCUGCUCAGAUAACUCGGACGGGGAAAUUAAAGAUGAUUUAUCCGCGGAAAAGACAACGGGAAGCUGGUUAAAAGCCAAAAGUGGAAGGAAGAAGCGGUGUCCCUACACAAAGCACCAGACGCUGGAGCUGGAGAAGGAGUUCUUGUUCAACAUGUAUCUGUCUCGGGAGCGCCGCCUGGAGAUCAGCCGCAGUAUCAACCUGACCGACAGACAGGUCAAGAUCUGGUUCCAAAACAGACGCAUGAAGCUCAAGAAGCUCAACAGGGAGAGCCGAGAAAGGGAGCAGAGUGCAGUUUACAACUAUUCCUGAAGACUCUGUCAGCCUCAGACGUCCUCACACAUACGUUUCAAAUAGACAUGCAUGCGUCAUUUUGUAAUGCUUUUAUCGGUUUUCUUUUCAUGUGCACACAAACACACACAUUAAGGGUGCCUUCUAAUGUGAAUAGAGAAGCUGCAACUUGCAGAGAGAGCGAGAGAGAGAGAGCGAGAGAGAGAAUUGGAAGAUUGAGGUGCAAUUGUUUUGUGAAGCUGACUAUUGAGGCAGCCUCGGUCAGAUUAUAAAUUUACAGUGACACUUUGACACUGCUGAGCUGUUCAUGUUUUGCUGCUGCUGCUGCGGCUUCUUCGUUUUGGUGUCUGUGGGAAUUUCGUGCUGUGUAACGUGCAUGCACAAGGUGACAUUAAGCUCUGUCAUGCUAAACGGUUCCAAACUAAUAAAAAAAA